CUUAAACUACGGUCGCACGAAAAGUCUAUCGUGAGUUUCUCGAGUGUUUUUGCAUUUAAGUGUUUUUGUCACGAGCAUGUUGGGUUUUUUAAUACUAAAAAUCAACUGAACUGAUCCUGAUAAAUAUCUAGACAAUUAAACAUACAAAGUGGCUGGUGAAAAAUUUCCUAAAACUAAAUAUUUAUAUUCUAACCUCCAAAUAUCCUGCCCCAAAUAAUGACGGAAAAAAAAAAUAUAUGAGCUGAUUAUAUAAAGGGAACUAAAAAAUUAUCAAUGGAGACUGGCUAUGAGGAUGAGGACGACACACACUACUGCAUUAAGUGUCACGUGACAAUCACCGGACUGGACAAUUAUGUCCAGCAUCGACAAACUGGUUGCCGACAAUCUGAAAGAAAAACGAUGACCCCCGAGCCACCCCCGGCGGCGGUCUGCUAUCCGGAAAUACUAAAUGCUGACGCGUUUUUUAGCUCUCUGGAACUACAAAGCAGCGCUAAAACAAAGUCAAGUGGGAGCAGAGCCUUAGAGCCGGAAAAGAAAUCAGAGAGAUUAGGCGGAAAGCGUAAAAGGACAAAACGUUACCAUGAAAUUGACGAGCCGAGUGUUAAAGAGAAACUGAUUGCUCUGUCACCAGUUGUUACGGAUUUAGAUGAUCCCACUGAUCACAUCGGCAUUCCUUCGCUCGUUGGAUUUCCCGAUUUGGUACCUUUUACCGACAAAUCGACCACUUCAAAGCUGACACCAACGCUGACCAAGCCCGCCGAUGAGACAGAUAAAAAUAAACGCAACGAUGAUCGUUGGUUAGAUGACGACCUCGAUGAAGAUUCUGAUACAAACAAAGAUUCCGUUGAUCAAAGUAUCGACAGUGACUCAGACUAUAAUCGUCAGCAGCGACAUUCCGAUGACGAUUCAGAUGAAAGUCCAGCCGAGGAUGUUGCCCAAGAGGAUUCUUAUUCGGAAACAGACGACCCAGACGACAGAGAAUACCCACCGCAGCCUCACACCGGGGGAAAAUGGAAGCCCGAGCAAUUGCUCGAGCAUAUUGCGCCGGAAAAUGAGGAUGAAGUUGAUCAAGAUGACCCGGACCAUCGGGACAGUCCAGUGCCACAGCCACACACCGGAGGAAAAUGGAAACCCAGUGAGCAGAAAACGGAGGAGGAGGAACCAGCAGAGAUGGACGAAAAGGAAGAGGAAGACAAGGAGAGCGUGAUGACAAGGAACAGCAGACAACCACCGCCUGGUCACACUCGCGGGAAAUGGAUCCCGGGGGCUUCGGUUACGCCGUCGGAACUACGAUCGGGUUAUUGGUGCAGUCCUUGUGGUCGGAAACUCGCCUCUAAAUUGGUUUACAGCAGACACUUGCGCUCGGACUUGCACGCUCGACGUAGCAUUCAAGAAAUUGAAGGCGACGUUAAAUUGCCACGAUCUGUUGGACCACUCUUACGCAGCAAAUCUCGCACCAAACGUCAGAAAGUUAUCGCACAAAAACGCAGCACAGAGAACAAGAAAGCGGUUGAUGAUAAUAAGUCUGGUAAAAAAACUCGGAAUAGAGAAAAAGAAAUUCUGCGGUGCGAAAUGUGUCACGCCCGUGUGCGUCGACUUCAACUGGGUAAACACCUGCUCUCCCACUACCACUGUCGUGUCGCAGGAUUAUACCCCUGCAGUCCUAAGGCGCAACGGUUUAUCCUGGAGAACAUGGGGAACGUGGUUCGCCAAUGCCCAUUUCGGUGUACGAGCUGUCGGUUUUAUUGCAACACCCAGGAAACUUUCUUGCGUCACUGGCGCUCUACCCAUGCAAAUAUGCCAAAUGAUGAUGAAAAAAACUACACGUGUGUUUGCUGCAAUUUCUGGUGCAAUGGUGGAGCAGAUAUGGAACAACAUCUGUUGAGUAUAGAACACCGUGAGACAGUUUCUAUGAUCAAUGGCUCAGUCCCGAUUGUUAUACGCCGGCAACUUAUUUUAUCGUGUGAAACUUGCAAUCGUCGAUUUCGCUACAACAUCCAGCUCCAGCAGCACGCUAAAGAAACUGGACAUCCUGAGAGCUCGACGGCAAAAGAUGACUAUCAACAGCGUGUACGUUGCGCCCUGUGUCCCCAAGUUCUGAGAUCCCAGGUAGCUUUGCAACGUCAUCAACUGGCUUCCCAUAAGUCCUCAGACUUACCCAAGGCGGAAAUACCCUCGAUUGCGCCGUACUUCUGUUCCUUUUGCUCGAUCAACUUCAAGGCUGCUCGAGACGCUAUUUUACACCGUCGAACACCAAGUCACAAACAGACUGUCAAGGAGCACAAGUUUAUGUCAGAAGGAGUUUUGCCAUCCAAGGACUGCGGUCAAUGCGGAGACAAAUUCAAUAACUUGACUGACUAUAAGCGACAUUUACUUCAAAUCCAUCCCGACUCUUGUCACAAAUGUUUGAGGUGCGGAGAGAUUUUCGCUUUAGCCCAGGAUAUAACAAAGCACACGAAAGAAGGAGCGUGCGGAAAAAUAACAGAAAUAUUAGAUAAUGAAUCACGGUGUGUAGAUGAAGGACGUAAAUGUUUGCAGUGUCCUUUCAGAACAAACUCCGAGGCAGAGUUAAUAUUUCAUCAGGCUCUUCAUGCAGGCACCGUCCAAGUUUACUCUGAAAAACCCGGGUCUAGUAAAUCUCCCCAGACAUACCGCUGUCCAGUCUGCCAAAAAAUAUUUCCAAAAUUCUCUCUGCGCUAUCACAUUUUCCGACACACCAGAGAGAAACCCUAUCGGUGCUCCAAGUGCACGGAGUCUUUUUCCCGAAAAUCGGCUCUCACUUUCCACAUAACCGAGUCCCAUUCGCUCUCAGAGUCCAACGUAACCAACGAGACAACCCAACGUCAAAGGAAUUUCAUCUGCUUGCAUUGCAACACCGGGUUCUAUACCAAAAAUAAUUUAAGACAACACAUGCUUCGGCACGUCGGCAAAGAGUACAACUGCGAGUUUCCUGACUGUCCGACCGUCCUCAGAACGGAGACCGAGCUUAGAGCUCACCGAGCUCUGGUCCACAGUCCUAAAUCCACCGAGCGCAAGUUCCACUGCAACGAAUGCUCGUACUCGGCCAGGACCAAGGCCCAGCUUCGCCGCCAUCACACCCGACACAGAGACCCAGAACCUCAGCUGUCAUGUUCACACAAAGGUUGCAGAUUCGUAACGCGACUGAAGUCGCAUCUGAAGCGUCACCUGCGGCUGCAUACAGGAGCCAAACCCUACAAGUGCCCGCACUGUCCAUACGCGAGCAAUAAUAUCGAAAAUUUGAGGAAACACGUCCUGUCAACUCGACUGCAUCCCGGGAAAAAAAUUUACGAGUGUGAAAAAUGCAAAAUCAAGGGAUGUAAUAUUUAUGCGACAAAUUUUUCAAAGGAACUACGGGCUCAUUUAGUCACCGAACACUCUGAAGAAUUUCCUACACCCGGAGAAGCCAACAGUUACGUUGCUGGAAUGUUUGCCAGUGAUGGACAUCCGAAACAACCUGAAUAACUCAAAAAAUACCAUCGUUAUAAAUCCUCUGGCUUUUUAAAUUCCACAAUAUUAAAUUAUAUAUUUAUAUAUUGAUGAUUA
Microplitis demolitor is the source of this 3564-nucleotide messenger RNA. RefSeq names its product zinc finger protein 99. The record is from RefSeq and is a predicted model, not a curated record. NCBI's taxonomy places the organism in Eukaryota, Metazoa, Arthropoda, Insecta, Hymenoptera, Braconidae. Bases 274 to 3483 code for a protein of 1069 amino acids. Gene Ontology annotation, molecular function: zinc ion binding; nucleic acid binding. The transcript has 9 exons.